AUGACACUUGAAGGGUGUAGGAAAGUAUGCUCAAGGAACUGCUCUUGCACAGCUUAUUCAAGUCUAGACAUAAGCAAUGGAGACAAAGGUUGCUUGUUUUGGUUUGGGGAGUUGAUUGAUAUCAGAAAUCUGUUUGGAAGGGGCCAAGACAUUUAUAUCAGGAUGGAUUCUUCAGAGCUAGUGGCUGAUAAAAAGCAUUGGUUUGUAGUAUCUGAGGCAGGUUUGAAUAGAAAGAAGGCACAGAUACUCACGGGGGUGCUGGAAGAGGGACAGGAAAUUGCCUUAAAGAGGCUCUCAAGGACUUCCAUGCAAGGACUUGAUGAAUUCAAGAACGAAAUUAUCUAUAUUUCCAAGCUUCAGCAUCGAAAUUUUGUGAGGCUUAUGGGUUGUUGCAUACAAGGGGAAGAAAAGAUGUUGAUCAAUGAAUACAUGCCUAACAAAAGCCUGAAUUCGGGCUAUAUGUGCCUAGAAUAUGUAAUAGAUGGGAUUUUCUCGGUAAAAUCAGAUGUGUUUAGCUUUGGCGUCUUGGUGUUAGAGAUUGUGAGUUGCAAGCGAAAUAGAGGAUUUGUCCAUCAAGAUGACAACCUUAACCUUCUUGGUUAUGUAAACACUGCAUGGAAGCUUUACAAAGAUGAUAGGUCCAUGGAACUAAUUGAUGAGUAG
This is a messenger RNA of Lycium barbarum (goji berry), 663 nucleotides long. RefSeq names its product G-type lectin S-receptor-like serine/threonine-protein kinase At4g27290. The record is from RefSeq and is a predicted model, not a curated record. Gene Ontology annotation, biological process: protein phosphorylation. The transcript is spliced from 5 exons. Lineage: Eukaryota; Viridiplantae; Streptophyta; Magnoliopsida; Solanales; Solanaceae. Gene Ontology annotation, molecular function: ATP binding; protein kinase activity. The coding region runs from base 1 to 663 and encodes 220 amino acids.